This is a messenger RNA of Rhododendron vialii, 524 nucleotides long. RefSeq lists its product as uncharacterized. The record is from RefSeq and is a predicted model, not a curated record. Bases 64 to 492 code for a protein of 142 amino acids. Lineage: Eukaryota; Viridiplantae; Streptophyta; Magnoliopsida; Ericales; Ericaceae. The transcript is spliced from 5 exons.
AAUAUUUUGUUUGCUACGGGGUUGAAAGUCGACGACUUUGACAGUUCGCACUUUACCACUUGGAUGAAGAGCAAAUUGUAUGUGAACCACCCAUUUCGUACUGACGGCAUUCCUAAAUGGUAUAAUGUAAAGAUGGUUGUGAAAAACUCCACUAGCUCAAUGGAGCUCUUGGUGAAGGACACAAAGGCAGAAUUUAUCUUGCGAAGUGUACCAUCCGAUUUGAAGAAGUUAAUGUUAAAGGAAAAUAGAGUGCAGAUACUCAAAAAGUAUCUUUCUCAAUUUUAUGGACGCGCAUAUGUGUUUAUUAUUCAUGCUCCACAACCUAUGUACCAUGAGCAUUGUGCCUCUGUGGUAACCUUUGUGUUAACAAUUGAUUGGUCAGAAGAAUGUUUGCACAUUUCCAAAGGAAUGUCGAAGACUGACAAAGAACCAAUGAGAUCACGUGAAAACAUCAUUGUUAAAGCAUUGUGGAAUGGUCCAAUAACAUUUUAGUCAAUUUAACUUUAUUGGAUUUUUAGUACGCG